UCCCCCGUCGCGACCUCUCUCAGAUCGAUUCCAAUUUUGUUAAAAUUCUUGUUCUUAAUCCUCAAAUUAAAUCUUCUCUUCGAUCAAAUCGUUUCAUCCUCUAUCGAUUGACCUCUUCUUUUGUUCCCUUCAUCAGAAUUUUCACAAACCCUAAUUUUACGAUUUCAAUUUUUCGAUCUGCUUCAUCGAACCCCUAAUUCAGUCGUUCAAUCGGGUUUUUGGCAUCGAUUUGUGAUUUCUUUUGAUUCCCCCAUAUUAAAAGACGCUAGGAUUUAAAAAUUUUUCCCCUCGGGUUAGGAGCUAGGGUUUCAGCUCAUCUUUGGUUCUGAAACUUCGUUGGAUCUGUAAAUUUGUUUAGGGUUUCGAAUCAUGGGAGUUAAACGACCUUUUGAUGAGGAAGAUUUUCAGGUUUCUUCUGUAAAGCAAGCAAAACAACUUGAAUUUGACAAUAAGCAGACCUCAUUUUCCGAAGCCUUUUCUUCUGAUGACGUCUCUCAGAAUAGUGGUAGUCGAGCAGGUGACUUUGAUAAAUGUCAAUUGUUCAAGGAGCUUGGAAAUGAGGAUUCACGUUCUGCCUCAAGUUCGGCUGAGAAAGAGUUGGAGACUAGUGCACCCUUAUCAUGGGUGACCAGUAGCAGCGGUGAGGAAGAUGCUGGAUCUGGAGAACCAUUUUAUUUGUCCCUCUUUCCUGAAUUCUUUGAGUUCAACUUUCCUAGACGAACAGUUGUUCAUCUUGAAGAUUCCUAUGCAUCUUUGAUGAAUUCUUCUCCUAGGAAACAAAUUCCUAUUGGACCUAAUCAUCAAGCUGAAAUCCCACCAUGGGACCCACAAGCUGCCGAGACUGACCCUUUGACUCCCAAUAAUUGUGUUCGUGAUGACAAUGAGGAAGCAGUUGGAACUUGUAUCAUUUCAGCAUCUUUAUCUUGCUAUUCAUCACGUGAUGAAGUUAAAAUUGGCCAAGGAAGAAAAGAUUGUGUCUGCUUGGAUCGAGGUUCUGUGAGAUGCGUGCGACAGCAUAUCAAGGAAGCGCGAGAGAAAUUAAGAGAAGUUAUUGGUGAUGAAAAGUUUUUGGAGUUGGGGUUCUAUGAUAUGGGAGAGGAGGUGGCAGCUAAGUGGACUGAAGAAGAAGAACGACACUUUCAUGAAGUUGUUUACUACAAUCCUGUGUCACUAGGUAAGAAUUUUUGGAAGCAGCUAGCAGUGGUAUUUCCUUCCAGAACAAGUCGGGAUCUUGUUAGCUACUACUUCAACGUCUUUAUGCUCAGGAGGCGGGCUGUUCAAAACAGAUCUAAUCUGUUGGAGAUUGACAGUGAUGAUGAUGAGUCACAAGGGAAUGAUGGGGGUUUCUUCAGAGUUGUAGGAGAGGACGAAGAUUCUGUUGUGGAGUCGCUUGGGGAUCAAGAUGUUCAGGAAGGAUCUGAAGAUGAUAUCCCCUCUGAUGAUGAAGAUGAUGCAGGUGAUGAUGAUGAUGAUGAUGAUGAUGAUGAUGAUGACAGUGAUGAUGGCAAUGGUGAUGGUGAAGUUGGUAGGGACGGUGGUGUGGGAGCUGAGAGGGGGGAUGCUAUUGGAAUGGGUGAUCCGAGAGGUCAAAUUCUGAAGCCUCAGAUUGACAUAUUACACAAUGACUUCAGAUCUGAUGAUCUGCCUGGCAUGUUUCAGCUAAGGGACGCGAGGGAAAAUCACAAUUUUCAAGAGGAUUGCAGUACCUCUUCUGAAAGUCAGGUUUACAUGGGGGCCUCUUGUGAUUCAUUUGGUCUAGGGUGUGAUACAAGAGAAAGCAGACUGAAGGAGGAUUUUACUGGAUGCCUGGCUGGAGAGAGCAAUGGAUCAACUGAUGAUUUGGACUCUGGAUUUUUAUUGGAAUCUGGUGAUACAAAGGUUUGGGAUGACUCCUGUUCUACAGUUUUGGCUAAAGGUUUUGAUCUUUUGCCUACUUGCAACAUAAUUGAAGAGAUUUUUGGACCAUGUACUUCCAAGAGCAACUGAAUGAAGAGAUGAUGGUUCAAGCCUUUUGAAGACCUCAUCCGUCGCUGUUUCUCUUAACAUGUUCAGUGCCGGCCUGCUGAAUAUUGAGUAAUGAUUUUUCCUUCAGCAAGGGAAGGGACCUGAAUCCAAUUUUCCAUUUGUAAAUACCUUCUGUUCAUUAGAGUUGGGUGUGUCUGCCGAUAAGUGGCAUCAUGUCUCAGGGCGCCAGCCGUAAAUCCCUUGGCACCAAAAUUUUUGCUGUGUCUGAUAGGAAUGUUUGUUCUGAAUGAUGUGGUGCAAAAGCCUUUGGACUCGUGGGAAAGCUUUAAUUUAUGUUGUAGGCCGUAGCCGUUCUUUGUUUAAUUUCAUUUCAUAUUCCUCUGAUUAGUUAAUUUUCUGUAGCCUGCAGAUCAGCAGUUAAGUUUUGAGCUGAUCUGCAAAUUUUGGUCAGGGUCUAAUAAUGCCUGAUCCAUAUGCGUCUUGUACAUUGUAUUUGAGGCAUAGUGAGCUCUAUUUGAGCAUUGUGUUUGGGUCCAUAAAAAAUCCUCUCCAAUUCCAGUCC
Molecule: messenger RNA, 2527 nt
Organism: Coffea eugenioides
Lineage: Eukaryota; Viridiplantae; Streptophyta; Magnoliopsida; Gentianales; Rubiaceae
Exons: 3
Coding region: 370-1986 (538 amino acids)
Source: RefSeq, a predicted model, not a curated record